This is a messenger RNA of Lycium ferocissimum, 689 nucleotides long. RefSeq lists its product as uncharacterized. Bases 127 to 573 code for a protein of 148 amino acids. Gene Ontology annotation, biological process: proteolysis. The record is from RefSeq and is a predicted model, not a curated record. NCBI's taxonomy places the organism in Eukaryota, Viridiplantae, Streptophyta, Magnoliopsida, Solanales, Solanaceae. The transcript is spliced from 3 exons. Gene Ontology annotation, molecular function: cysteine-type peptidase activity.
UUUACCAUUAUGCAUUAAGCUUAUUUCAUUUUUUUUUACCAAAGAUAUUGAUGUCAUUUUUUACUACUUGCGGAAGAAAGGCAAGUACGACAAGGCUAACGGUUUCAAAUUCACAACCGUUAACGUAUGUUCUUCUCCAAAAUUGACGAAAUUCAUCAUGCUGUUGUUAGAAGAGAAAUACGCAAGAUAGCUACCCUAUUGCCACAUCAUCUACAUUUGUCUGGAUUUUACGAGAAAAAAAAAGGCAUCGAUUGGAUUAACCACCCAUCAUACAAGGGCAAACAACAGACUGAUGACUUUGAUGUCAUGUAUGUGAACGACUUGCCACAACAAGCCUCUGGUAGCAUGGAUUGUGGUGUGUAUGUUGCCGCAUUUGCUGAAUACUUUUGUUCUGGACGAGGCGUUCCAUCUGAAAUUGACGCAGAAUUACUACGUAAUAGAUACGGGGCAUUACUAUGGGAAUACGGAUGGCAAAAGGCUGAUUUGAAUGCCUUCAGUGACAAUGAACUGCCGCCAAGACUAGUUAGGCCUGCAAUAGAUUACAACGCGGUCGACACAGUAGUUGUUAAUUAGCCCACUAGGGUUUAAUGUUGAAUCGUUUUCACAGUAUUGUUUUGCUGACCAAUUUUGUACAUUUUGUUGUGUUGUUUUGUUAAGAAUUGACAAAUUGCAGUGUUUUUUCAUCAAUG